AUGGUUUACGAAUUGAUGGUUAAAGAUUCGAUGGUUAAAGAAUCGAUGGUUUACGAAUUGAUGGUUUACGAAUUGAUGGUUAAAGAAUCGAUGGUUAAAGAAUCAAUCGUUUACGAAUCGAUGGUUUACGAAUCGAUGGUUAAAGAAUCGAUGGUUAAAGAAUCAAUCGUUUACGAAUCGAUGGUUAAAGAAUCGAUGGUUAAAGAAUCGAUGGUUUACGAAUCGAGGGCUUACGAAUUGAUGGUUAAAGAAUCGAUGCUUUACGAAUUGAUGCUUUACGAAUUGAUGGUUACAGAAUCGAUGGUUUACGAAUCGAUGGUUAAAGAAUCGAUGGUUAAAGAAUCGAUGGUUAAAGAAUCAAUCGUUUACGAAUCGAUGGUUUACGAAUCCAUGGUUAAAGAAUCGAUGGUUAAAGAAUCAAUCGUUUACGAAUCGAUGGUUAAAGAAUCGAUGGUUUACGAAUCGAGGGCUUACGAAUUGAUGGUUAAAGAAUCGAUGCUUUACGAAUUGAUGGUUAAAGAAUCGAUGGUUAAAGAAUCGAUGGUUUACGAAUUGAUGGUUUACGAAUUGAUGGUUCAAAAAUCGAUGGUUACAGAAUCGAUGGUUUACGAUUCGAUGGUUUACGAAUCGAUGGUUAAAGAAUCGAUGAUUUAUGAAUUGAUGGUUUACGAAUUGAUGGUUAAAGAAUCAAUGGUUACAGAAUCGAUGGUUUACGAUUCGAUGGUUUACGAAUCGAUGGUUUUUGAUUAA
Acanthosepion pharaonis is the source of this 750-nucleotide messenger RNA. NCBI's taxonomy places the organism in Eukaryota, Metazoa, Mollusca, Cephalopoda, Sepiida, Sepiidae. The record is from the annotation of a GenBank genome assembly.